GUAUUUUACUCCCGCGAUCCCGGGACGUAGAUCUACGUCCUGGGCUGGUACGACUCGUAGCCGUACUCGUACAUGUACGAUGAUGCAAGCACUCGUGUGUAAAAAAGCCAAAAAUGUGUGUGAGAUUUUUCAGGUGACUUGAAACAAACAAAAUCAACAAUCUCACUUCUCAGCUCAGCAAGCUCAGUUUACAAGUGAAUUAGUUCGUGUGUUCUCUAUUUUGUAGUCUACGAGUGUCCUGAGAGACUGCUGCGUAGACUACCUGAGUCUGUUCACUAUCUGGAUUCUUGGAUUUGGGGAAUUUCGUUUAUCAGCACGGUCUCAGCGGUUUGCUUCCUUGUAAGUUGUAUUGCUGCUGCUGCUGAUUUGACCAGCAAAAUAUAGAACUCCAGCAGGUAAUGUCGGAUCCUGCGCAAGCCGUGGUGCUUGCCAAUCCGCGAGCCGAUGAGAAUGAAGCCGAUGGCUGGGUUACUUGCAUAGUAACUGAUGAGACUCCUCUAUCUUUGCAGAAGUUCACGAAAACAAUUCGAAAAACGACUACAGUGUCCGGUCUGUAUGAUGAAGUCACGACAUUGGGUGGCAUUGCGUCUGGAACGUUCCUGCUAUCCUACCUACGGAAGUCCGAUCAAGAGGCAUCUGAAACAGUCUUGGACGAUAAGUCCUCAACUCAGCUGUGGGAUAUUGUUUCCUCGACAAGCAAACGCUUCCUUGUCUCCAUAAAACCCAGAGAUGGCCAGGUGCCAGUUUUGUCCGAGACUGCUGUAAAGUCUGACGACAGUGGCGCAUUGAGGGAUGGUUCGUGGAAGGCCAUGUCAGAGAAUAACAAUACUACAAGUGGCAGUGCAGCCACACUGACACAGGUACCACCGCCGUCUUACAGCUCCGUUGCAAAUCGGGCUACAACACGCGGAGACCACGCCGGUCUGGUGAACCAGGCAAUGACGUGCUAUCUGAAUAGCGUACUCCAAACACAGUUCAUGACGCCAGAGUUUCGCAACGCUAUCUACAACUGGCAGUUUCUCGGUGGGCCCGAUGCCGCGGAGAAGAGCAUACCUUUUCAGCUGCAGAAGCUCUUUGCUACCAUGCAAACGUCGCAGAAGCGUGCCGUCAAGACUGUGGACGUCACGAAGAGUUUCGGCUGGACCAAUGCAGAUGCGUGGCAGCAACAUGACGUGCAAGAGCUGUGCCGAGUAAUGUUUGAUGCACUGGAGAAGAACUUCAAGGGAACGGCUCAGGAUCAGCUCAUCAAGCAACUUUACGAGGGAACUAUGCAGGACUAUGUCAAAUGUCUGAAGUGCCACUACGAAAGCACACGCUCAGACACCUACAUGGAUAUCUCGCUCGUUAUCAAGCCAUUCGGUUCCGCCAAGGCAUGCGGCAGCGUGGAGGAAGCAUUACGUGUACACGUCACGCCAGAAACCCUCAACGAGUCCAACCAAUACUUCUGUGAGAAGUGCAAUAGCAAGCAGGAUGCUCACAAAGGUCUCAAGUUUCUCACGUUCCCAUACCUGCUCACGUUGCAACUGAAGCGUUUUGAUUUUGACUACAAUACCAUGCACCGGAUCAAGUUGAACGAUCGCAUGACUUUCCCGUCCUCUCUAAACCUCAACGGUUUCAUUGCCAAGCAAGGUAACGAGUGUGAGGUUGUCCGUCGCCAGAGUAUUAGCCUUGGCACGCCAGUGGAUAGUGGCAAGCACUUCCCGCGGCGUCCCGAGACCUCCACGUCUGGUGCUGGUGCGGGCACACCAGCAGGCUUGUGUAGCGUUAGCGGUGAUGCUGCUGCUGCUGCCAACGAUGCUGCUGCCGCUGCCAGCACUGGUCCCUCUGCUUCUGUUGCUGCUGGCCCCGAUGUUGGUGCUGCUGCGGCUGCUGCUCCUGUGUAUGGCGAGGAGACUGGCGAUGAUGACGAACCCAACUAUACGUAUGAGCUGCUGUCCAUCAUGGUGCAUUCCGGCAGUGCUAUUGGGGGGCACUACUAUGCUUACAUUCGCUCUAUGGAAACUGGCAAGUGGUAUAGCUUCAAUGAUUCCAAUGUAUCGCCAAUCACAACCGACGACAUCAAGAAAACGUUUGGUGGCAGCACAUCGACGGGAACCACGUACACGAGCAUGUACAGCAGCUCAGCCAAUGCCUACAUGCUGAUCUACCGACGGAUGGACCCCAGUCGUAACACCAAAUUCAUGACAACUGAAGAGUUUCCGCCUCACAUCGCGCGUCUGGUGAAAGCAGUAGAAGAAGAGGAGGAGGAUGAGCGUCGACAGGUGGAGAUUGAGCGCUCUCAUUGUCGCAUUCCAGUCUUCUACCGGCCGACAGAAGAUGGCCAGGUUGUAAAGAAGAUGCUGGAGGCCAAGCAUGAUGUUCCCUUCAAAGAGGCCGUUGAUAUUGCGCGGCGACUUCAUGGUCUUGACAUCCCUGCUGAGCGAUGCCGUUUGGUGAAGUUUGACGAGAACUACGACUCCUGUGAGUGCUCAUACGAGGAUCGUGAUGAAGAGCAGCUGGGUCACAUUCUUGGCGGUAUUCGGCAGACCUAUCUCUUCGACUUGCUGCUUGAAACGCGAGCCGAAGAUGAGGAGUUUGAUGUAUAUCAGCCUAACAGCAGCACUUUGAAGGUACAAGAGGUUUACCUGGAGCAGAACUCAGUGUCCAAGUCUGUGCGUCGAGUGCGUGUUUCGCUAAGCUGGACAGUGGAGGAGGUGCUGAAGUACAUGGAGAAGAAGCUGGGCUUUCCCGCGGCUACCACCCGACUUGUCGUACAGAAGUAUGCUGCAGACCUAUCCAUGCUACAGCCUGGCCGCACCCUGAACAGUGAAGGCUUUUACCGGUCAGCCAUCGUGUACGCUGAACCUAGGUUUGGUUCAGACGCACCAGCUGUCUUCAAGUCCACCGAUCUCUACCAGGUACUCAAUCGUCAUGUGAAUACCGUCAAGUGGAGUGUCAUUCUCCCAGACUUGCCGUCAACGGAUGAAUCGGCAGAGAAUCAGCAAGAUGAUGUGCCGGAUGCCAGCAAGAAUGGGAGCACCCCAGCACCGUUGUCGCCCCGGGUCGUCUUUGUGGAGUUUGACCGUCGGCAUCUUGUAAGCGAGUUCAAACAGCAUCUUAAACAGUUUGUUGGCGGGACUGCAUCCAAUCAGUUCCGCUUGUUCAAGAUUCACGGCAGUGGUCAGGAGACGGAGAUGCGGCUUCAGGAUACAAUGAUGUACCACAGCGAGUUCCAGCUGCGUGUUGAAUACGGCCGUGCAGUUGGCGUGGAUGAGCAUCGUGUCAAUGUGUCUUUCUUUGACCCUACUGAUGAGGUCUACAUGAUCUCGCUUGGGGAGAUCAUUGUUGCCAAAGGCAUGAGCGUAGCACAGAUGAAAGACGAAGUUGUCAAGACCUGUCAAGAAAUUGCUAAGACGAGUCCAGUCGGUUCUGAUGACAAACGACACAAGCAUGCUGUGGCUGUUGUUGAUGCUCCCGUUGAGCAUCUACGUCUGCGCCGCAAGAACUACAAGGCUCCUUCUACGGUGCUGUGUGGUGAUCUGCUAGUGGGACGUGAGAUGGCUGUCUACUCCGGUUGGGAGGUUGCUAUCCAGCUCAUGGAUGCGCCAGACUUGUUCUCUGCCAACCAGACUGCAAUAUUUGUGCGUCGAUGGAAGCCAAGCUCUCACAUGUUUGGCCCGAUGCAGGAGAUCUCAGUGAGCAGCACUGCAGUAAAGGCGACCAAGGAGGUCCUUUCUCAGCUGAGUGAUAUACCCGUGGAGCAAGUGGAGAUUGCCAAGGCAGUUGGCUUCUUCCCAUUUCACUACUCGCCUCUGGAAAUGGAUGAGCUGAACUGGAAUCCGAAGGUGACCGCACUUGACCGCAUUCCUAUCAGUAUCAUGAAUGACGGCAACAUGCUAUACUAUCGUGAUGGCAAGGAGCAGCCUGAGGAGGUAACAACGGAGAGACGGGCCGAGAUUGAACGUCAAGAGCUGCUGCGUACAAAACAGCUAAAUCGAAGCACUGGUGCCGCGUCUUAUCGCAGAGAGCGCGCACUGAAGAUCAAGACAGACAGUGCCUAACAUUGUCUAGUUUAACUUUUGCACAGCCUGUGUGUGUGUGUGUGUGUGUGUGUGUGUGUGUGUGUGUGUGUGUGUGUGUGUGUGUGUGUGAGUGUGUGUGAGUGUCUCUCUCUUUCUCUCUCUCUCUUUCUCUCUCUCUCUCUCUCUCUCUCUCUCUCUCUCUCUCUCUCUCUCUCUCUCUCUCUCUCUCUCUCUCUCUCUCUCUCUCUCUCUCUCCUUUUUUGUGUGAAUGUUUUUUUCAACCUAACCUUUGUGGUUGCUUCCGUCCUCUUUCACAUCUUUCUUUUCUGUUUUGCAGUUACAUAUGUGCGCAGUUUGUCCUAUCUUGUCUGUUUUCUCUCGCCAUCUCCCUUUUUAUUUGACUUGAUACAUUGUUUCAGCCUCACUGGUAGGUCACCAGCAGCCUGACACUGCUUACUCCUGUCCAUACUUAUGAAGUAUAUUUUCAGCCUUUCCCGCCGUGGAAUUCCUGUGUUGUACAUUUAGCUGUUUUGCGUUUCUUGCUCUUUUGUCGAAUUAUGAACAAGUUUGACCGUGUGCUAGCUGGUCACUCCUAUGGUGCUACCACUACUACACUGUAUCUGUAUUUUUUAUAUUUUUGCUAGCAUCCUGCAUCAAACUUCGUGUAGCUGCAGUGAUUUCAAAUCUGUUUGCGGACUUGUGUCUGCUUUGUUUUUGUACUCUUGCUCGACCCUCAUUUUUAUUUUAUUUUCCAAUGGCAGUAGUAUGUGUACAUGUCAGUGCCUGAGCAUGAGUGCCAAAGAGUAUACUUUGCUCAGCUGAUGCAUGUUUGCCUAUUUCCAUCCUGGAUGGUGUAAUGCCAAUGUCCUCUCUA
Molecule: messenger RNA, 4875 nt
Organism: Sycon ciliatum
Lineage: Eukaryota; Metazoa; Porifera; Calcarea; Leucosolenida; Sycettidae
Product: ubiquitin carboxyl-terminal hydrolase 47-like
Exons: 4
Coding region: 399-4040 (1213 amino acids)
Biological process (GO): protein deubiquitination
Cellular component (GO): nucleus; cytosol
Molecular function (GO): cysteine-type deubiquitinase activity
Source: RefSeq, a predicted model, not a curated record